UGUCUACAACGUUUUCGAAUUGAGAUAGGCUAUGGCGCCGAGAAAGAAAAGGAGAGCUAUGCUUUCAUCGGUAUGUGCAACGCUACUAGAGGUUUCAGUGCUGGGCUGCGAGGGAUUGUUGAAACUUUCCUCCAAUUCAGCGCAUUGCUCCACUCCAUCGUGUUUCAAUGGCGACUUCAAGCAGAGACCCGUAUUGUUCAUGAGGCGGAGGCGAGCGCCGAGCUUGGUGGCGACUUCUCUGGAGACUGGAACUGGGCCGGACAAGGAGUUCCUGGCAAGGUUGAGCUCGCAGAGUGGAGAACUUUGAGGCUCUUGAGCCUUCCAAGCGCCGUGGGGAUCUUCCCUGCGAUGUUGGUCGAGGAGAGGACGAGGACCUGGAGGCUGGUGAUGUUUCCCAGUGACUCUGGGAUCGUGAAGCUGAGGCUGUUCUCCCGGAGGAUCAAAUCUUGGAGCGUAUGCAGCCUUCCAAACGACUCGGGGAUGCCUCCAACCAGCCGGUUGCGACUGAGAUCCAUGAAGAGCAGCGACUCAAACCUUCCCAAUUCGUCUGUCCAGAAUAAUGGCGCUGGCGAGCUUGUCCAGCGAGCUGGGAAUGAAACCGCUCAGCCUGUUGUUGCUGAGAUCGAGCCUCUGGAGAGAGCUCAGGUUUCCAAGCGAAGGUGGUAUAGAAGAGCUCAAGUUGUUACCGUGAAGAUCCAAGGUGUGAAGCUUGGAGAGGCUUGCAAGCUCCGCAGGAACAGCACCAACGUGUCCGUUUUCUCGAAGCACCAGAGACUCGAGGCGAGCUCCAAGCCGACCGAUUUGCGGCGGAAUUGGCCGGGGAUUGCCGCUGCAGCACCUGUAGAAGAAGAGGCGCCUGAGAAAGACUAGCUUGGCAAUGGAAGGCGAGAUUGUGGAGUCGGAGCUACAGGCAGGGAAGGCCGUGUCGUCGGAGAGGACUCCAAACGAGAGCGAGACGACGUGAAGGAGGUUGGUGCUCGUGUCCAAGUGGCAGCCAUGACGUCGUAAACGGCUCGAAUCUCGCGUGGAUCGGUGCGAGCGCUGGCAUUCUGCUGCAUGAUCGGGAGGACCAUGUCGUCGCAGCUCACAUGAGUCGUGACGAUGCAGAGGAUGAUACAGGAAGAAGCGAUCACGAUACUUACAAGAAACAUCAUCCUUUCUACUCCAGUUGAAAGGCGAGAAACUUCUCUUUUUGUUUCUCGCAUUAUAUAGUUGGAAGCCAUGGAUUCACAUUGAAUGUUUUCUUUGCAAGCUCACGGGAGAGCAGUGGAUUCUAUUAAAUCUGUAAAAUGUUGCAGCUCCUCCGACUCUUUGAUGACGUCCAGGGGUCACAGGAAUCCAUGACCUCCUCAUAAAUGUAUAAGGAAAUUUAAGGUUUACAAUGGAUUGGGAUAAGACAAGCGCAGGAUGAGUGGUGAACGCGUCCAAGGAUGAGCCGGAUGCUUGACGAGUCUGGGGAGUUUUGGGCAAGUCUCAAACUGGGAAAGAAGCUAAAGGAGCAGAAAAAGCAAUUUGACAUUACAUGCUUGAUAUUGGAGACUGCGAAGUACGACUAUGUAUGUCAAGGACAAGAUCACAAGGCGAGCCUGGUGUUAUCGUGCCUGAAGAGGAGAUGUACCAUUGAAGAUCCUUUCUCUUAUAAAAUGCAAAAGUUUAAA
Messenger RNA from Selaginella moellendorffii, 1658 nucleotides. RefSeq lists its product as uncharacterized. The coding region runs from base 73 to 870 and encodes 265 amino acids. The record is from RefSeq and is a predicted model, not a curated record. The transcript has 5 exons. Lineage: Eukaryota; Viridiplantae; Streptophyta; Lycopodiopsida; Selaginellales; Selaginellaceae.